Messenger RNA from Aspergillus pseudonomiae, 2256 nucleotides. RefSeq names its product Zn(II)2Cys6 transcription factor. The record is from RefSeq and is a predicted model, not a curated record. Gene Ontology annotation, biological process: positive regulation of transcription by RNA polymerase II. The coding region runs from base 142 to 2202 and encodes 686 amino acids. The transcript has 3 exons. NCBI's taxonomy places the organism in Eukaryota, Fungi, Ascomycota, Eurotiomycetes, Eurotiales, Aspergillaceae. Gene Ontology annotation, molecular function: DNA-binding transcription factor activity, RNA polymerase II-specific; transcription cis-regulatory region binding; zinc ion binding. Gene Ontology annotation, cellular component: nucleus.
AGACAAUUGACCUAGCCAAUCUCAGUAUCCUUAACACUGUACAGAAUAUUUACUUCCACUCGGUGUUUGUAUAUCUCAGAUACUGGAGGGAACCCAAGACGUGAGGUAUAGCAUACUUGUCAAUGCAACAUACUAUGCAGCAUGCUCUCACGGAAUCGCACACUUACAGGCUGCGGAACCUGCCGCCAUCGCCAUGUAAAGUGUGACGAAGCGACUCCUGUUUGCGAAAACUGCCAACAGCAAGGCCUGGCAUGUCUCGGCUACGAGCGUCAGCUAGUCUGGGCGAGUCAUGAUGGAGACCGAGUAUUUCGCCGCCCCCUAUUUUCCAAGGCCAACCAACUGAGGAUGACACAACUGAUGACAGAAAGUCUUGGAAAGCAGUCCGCAAGUGCUGCUUUGGCUCAGCUGGAAAAUGAAUACGAAAGCGGCGUACGCUUGGAAGGCGAUUCAUUUCGAGGCCCUUUCGGUGUUCUGGUGUUGUCGACCAACGCGUUUGCAGAUAAUAACCAAGCUGAGCCGCCGUCCGACGAACCGGAUCGCAACCAGUUGGAAUGGGAUGUCUUCUGGCCCACUAUUCCAGGUGACACUACCAUAUUUGAUGGGCCGCAUAAUGUGCUCGGUGGCUCAUGUGAUCUUAUUAUACCGGACCCCUUUCUGGAUAUUGACACUGUGACGAGUGAUGCUCAGUCUCUCCUUCGUCCUUUAAUGGACCCGCAUUCUGACGAGUUUACAUACCAGUCCCCCUCUUCAUCGCUGGGACCAGUCUUGCCAUCCUUUGAGGUUUCUUCAGGGCGCCCAACCAUACCUCCUGAGGCUGCCGAUCUGCUGCGGUACUUUAAAGAGAAUGUAAUUUCGCUCUUAUUUUCUUUGAGGAACUGCCGGCAUUGCCCCUGGCAGACAGUCCAUUUCCCAGGUGCAAUGAGCGCAUUCGCGGACCUGAGCAUUCACCAUACCACAAGCCACACUAGGCUGUCGCUGUUCUAUUCGCUUCUUGCUGCCAGCUGCCUCCAUAAGUAUACACGCGAUCAUUCUGCUGGUGACCUGCACAUAUCAGCAAAGCGGUUUAAGGAAACCGCCAAGCAACAUCUCGAAUUGGCCCUGCACCAGGAGGUUGUAGGAUCUAAGCAGGCCAAGUACAAGGAGAUAUUGAUGGCGGUUCUAAGCAUGGUCAUGCUCUCGGUAUUCAACGGCGAAAAUACUAGCGCCCAAGCUUUCCUAAUUGAUGCCGAAUAUAUUAUUCGCAUACGUGGCCUCCCUAAACCACAUAAGUCCCUCAAGGUCCGAUCCUUGCACCACGUCUAUACAUUCCUGCGCAUCAUGGCCGAGAGCACAUGUGGAUGUGCCUUACUGGACAUUUGUCCCGACCGUCCCAGCGCCAGCUUACUCUCCAUCGAGCCAUCACCAAAUUCUCUACGGAGUUUCCGCGUGGCCGACGACAUCCUAGGUGCUGAGCUCGACAUAAUGUUAGUAAAAGGGAACCUCAUCGGCCACAAUGACAUUCAUCUAGAGGUAAUGGGGCAGUGGAAUGACACGCUCUUCCCAGACAUGUACGGAAUACCGGAGUCUCUCAUGAACCUUCUAUCGCAGGUUAUUCGCCUAGCGAAUGAGCAAGAGCUACUUCAUCGCGGCGGCCCGACCGUGGACGCGCGUACCAGAAAAGAGUUAAAGCGGCGCGCGAGCAUGCUCGAGCAGUACAUUCUCUCAUGGAAGCAGUCUCCUGAAUCGAAGCCAAUCAAUCCCACAGCGAUGAAAAACGGUCAGGAUACGGCCAUUCGCCAGAACCUGACAGCAAACCAUUUCAUGAUUCAAGCCAUGCAUCAAGCCAUUAUCUUGUUCUACUACCGUCGCGUCCCCAACAUCAGCGCUGUAAUCCUACAAGAUACUGUCCGCAACUGUCUGGAGUUUCUGAAACGCUACGACAAAACCCGCAUCGAAGAUAGUGAGAGUGCGCCGCCUGAUACGCCCGAUACAGCAAUCCUCUGGCCUGGCUUCGUUGCAGCCUGCGAGGCAUUAGAUCCCGAAUUGCAGAGCAGCCUGCUAGACUGGCUUAUCAUGACAGGCCAUCGAACCUCAUUGGGCCCGUUUUCUGCCGCCGCAGGGACUGCGCAGUGCGUCUGGAAGACACGGUCAGAGACCCAGGAUUACACCUUGAGUUGGUUUGAUGUUAUGAAGCAUGAACGAUGUCCAAUUAUUGCGACGUGACGCUUGAACUUCAAUUAUAGACCAAUUACCUGAUAAUAUACUGGGUGUUAGGCU